CACUGUUAAGCCUGGCGUGGGCGUGGCGUGGAUGGCGGCAGUGUUUAUAUUCCUUCCUUCCAACCCGUGUUUCUGGUACAGUAGGAGCCGUGUCCCAGUGUGUUCAUAUGGCUGUGUGCGCGUGUGCAGCUUCCUCUCCUUCGUAUCCACCAGUGCAAGCGGGAACACAACCCAGUCACAUGUAGCAUCACGUUCACUCAAGAAAGCACAGCAGUAGCAGGAUGAAGUUGGCACGUGGGUUCUGUGACCUAAAUAUCUCUGCCACUGACACAGACCUGAAGAAGACCCUGCUGAAGGCUUUGAGUCUAGGCUACCAGACUUUGGCCGUCAACAGGGAGGUCACGGACACAUUUGCCCCGCACCAGAAAGGCAAGAAGAGGAAGAAAGAUGACUUCCCCGUAGUGCUGCCGCCACCUAAAGUGAGCUUGACAAAGGAGGAACUGGACAGGCAUGGCAUCAGCAGGGAGCCUGUCAUCCUGACCCGUAUCACCAUCACUUACGCUGACCCAGGAUCUGCCUUCCUCUCCAAGUUCCGCAACAACAUCAAGCAAUAUGACAUUGUUGCCUUCACACCCACCACUGACAGUGCACUCAAGCAGACGGUGAGCCAAACACUGGUGGAUGUGGACAUCAUUGCUCUAGGGCCAGAGGAGCGUGGAACAAGGUUUGCCAGGAAGCUGCUGCGACUUGCAGUGGAGAGGAACAUAUAUUUUGAACUGAGCUAUGGGCCGUGCAUCACUAACUCCACCAGACGCCAGCAAACCAUCACCUUGGCACACAUACUGCACCACAGCUUCAGGUCAGCAAACAUCAUCAUCACCAGCCAGACAAACUCUGUGCUAUACCACCUUAGGGCAAGAGAGGGACUGAGCAAAGACUACCUCUGUGGUGUACAGCAAACACCCAAUAACCUAGCACUUAAAAAAUUGCCAAUGCCUGAGGUGCAAGACUGUCCAUAUCUCCAUUUCCUUGAAGAUCGAACCUGGGAUCUCUUAGCUGUGAGUUGUAAAGGACUGGAAAUACAAGGCAUAUCCAACAUUGCAUACCGUUCUCAUCCACUCUUUGCCCAGCAGAACCUUAGCCUGGGUGCCAGUGCUGUGGACUUCAGAAUGAACUUUAUCAACUCUCAAGCAGCAAACCAGUUUUACCAAGCAUUUCCAAGUUGGUCUUAAGCUGUAGUUGUAAGGAAAUUUGGUAUUGAGUCAGGAUAACUUAUGGACAUUUUAGUUAAUUGGUUCUGAAAUAAGAGUACUGCAGUAGACUCAGUAUUCAGGUUGUUAAUGCCGAGUCAAUAGGGAGCUUUAAAAGAUUACACUCAUUUUUGAAUGAGGAAAAUAGAUAGAAAUAGGUAGGCAUGUUUCACAUUGGGACUGCCAAUUUGGUUUUUGCAACUUCCCUUAUUUUCUUGUUUUUUUUAGUGAUAUCUCAGUUUCUCAUUAGCUGUACAGUUUUCUUAGCAAGUUACACAACCUUCACUCUGUUCAAUGUGUUGCAUAUUAAUUUGUCUUCAAGGAUAGGUAAAUUAAAAUCCCAUGAAACAAUGUACACGAUAUAUAUUUAAUUUCAUCAUACUGAAAACAAAUGGUAAAGCUUUCUCCAAUAGUUUAUUAUAAAGCCGCUAAUAGUCUUAUGGAUUACUAGCCAAUGGUAUCAUGUUAAAACAACCCUAGAGUAAUAAAAGUUAAAAAUGCAUAUGAUCACAAUUAGUUUUGAACCAUACAACAUGAAAUAAUUUCUUACUUGCUCUAGGGCAAUUUUUUUUCUUUUUUGAUAUUCCUAAAUUACAUAAGUGACAUUCAGGUCAGUAGAAAACAAUGUGUAUACAAGAAAAAUUCAAAUGUCAUUGGUAAAUAGCAAUAUUAUGAAGCACUGAAUUGCAUCAUCAUUCACCACUUAACAUAGUAGUUUGCAAUGAUAGUAUGUAGAUGUAGUAUGCAGUAAAACAAGGCAGUGGUACAUAGAGGGGCCAUAUAAAUGCAGUUCUCGUAUCAGGAAACAUUCAUUCAUAGUAAAGAGUUUCUGCUCUCUCUCUCUCUCUCUCUCUCUCUCUCUCUCUCUC
Scylla paramamosain (green mud crab) is the source of this 2059-nucleotide messenger RNA. It is a transcript of the gene Rpp30, whose product is annotated as ribonuclease P protein subunit p30-like. NCBI's taxonomy places the organism in Eukaryota, Metazoa, Arthropoda, Malacostraca, Decapoda, Portunidae. The transcript has 7 exons. The record is from RefSeq and is a predicted model, not a curated record. Gene Ontology annotation, cellular component: nucleolar ribonuclease P complex. Gene Ontology annotation, biological process: tRNA processing. Bases 222 to 1172 code for a protein of 316 amino acids. Gene Ontology annotation, molecular function: RNA binding.